Molecule: messenger RNA, 8991 nt
Organism: Pocillopora meandrina
Lineage: Eukaryota; Metazoa; Cnidaria; Anthozoa; Scleractinia; Pocilloporidae
Source: the annotation of a GenBank genome assembly
AAAAAAUUCAAGAUGGCGGUUCCUAAAGCGAAAGGCUAUCGUCCUAGAUGCUUUUUUGAUGUAGAAAUUAACGGCUCGCAAGGUAACAGAAAUACUACUUGUUAAGUACAAGUAAAAUUAAGCCUUAAGUGUUGUUUUCUAGCUAUUUUUUGUAAGAGUGGUAGAUUUUGGCCGUAAGUACUGUCUUCAACGUAAACAUCCAUCACUUACCUGAUACUUUUGAUGAUCGCAGGAAGCUAUACCUGUUAAAUUAUUUUGACAUAUGAACAGACUCCUCUAAAGGUGACUCCGGGGGAUGGAGCGCAAACCUGCUUCUUACACCAUUUUUUCAGUAGCCUUCAACAUAUCACUCAAAAAUGUGGAAACCUUGCUGUUUUUUGGGAACUUUAGUUAGCCCAUUUGAUUAAUUUUUUGCUUAUUGGUCAAUGUCUAAGGUGGGAAAAAAAUCGCGGAGGUGUCUAUUAUUACACUCACGAGAGUCUAUCGAAACUUUGAUGAGGUGUUUUUAGCAGUUUCCUGCAAUGUGUAAAAUUACCUUUGAUUUAAGAAGGUACUAAAGAGUAUGAUUGGGAUUAAACAGCUGCAAACAAAGAAAACACUAGAAUUGUGUCUCCUAAGAAUUGAAAAAUUUAACUUGGAUUUCACAUGUCUAUCUUGAUGAAAAUUUGGCCAAUGUUUUCAUUGUCAGCCAAUGGUAUUUUCAAUGCAUUAUCUUAAAACUUUUGAAGAAAUUGUUAAGGCUUACAUGAAAAAUACUAUUAUCUUUAUGUAUUAGAUCUAUUAAAUGAAGUUUUUUUUCCUUACCAGUUGGCAGGGUUAUUUUUGAACUGUUUGCUGAUAUUUGCCCAAAAACUUGUGAUAAUUUUAGAGCAUUAUGUACAGGUGAGAGAAACACUCAGUUAUAGUAAGCUAAGUGAUGGCAAUAUAUUUGUUGUGACAUUCAUAGGAACUUGUUUCCAAUUAGUCUUCAUGAAGUCUUCAUGAAAACUGAUUUGAAGACUGUCUACUGUAGACCACAUUAAUAAAUCACCUAAUAACUCUCUUUUAUAUUUAUGCCAGUUAGCCUUCCUGGCCUUGGCCACACGUCUAAAACAAUUGCAUUUUCACUCAAAAGUGAGGCCAAGAAAGCUUAUUUGCAUGCAAAUGAAAGAAUAAUAAUGUUAUGAUAAUCAUGAACUUAAUCCUUUAACUCUCAUGAAUGACUAAGACAGAAUUUCUCCUUACUGUACCAACAUUCUGUCAGGCAAGUGAAGAGAAUAAAGAAAAAUAUCAAUUAGGGGAUUGUUCGUUGAUCCAAUAGUAAAUUCUCGAAACUCAUCACAAGAAUUGUACAUGGAAAACAGUAAGAAGAUGAGAUCUUGGGAGUGAAUGGGUUAAAGCACUGAGAAUUUAUCAUUAUUUGAAACAAAAUCCUUAAUCUGCAAGUUCACUGAGCUGUUAAAAUAAUUCAGGUGGAAUUGGUUUUAUAUUAAAUGAACAAACUUUUGGCAAUAUUAUUAUUUUUUUCUCUGCAAUCAUUAUCCAUGUGGCAGAUGAUAUAUUCAAAUCAUUAGGAAAAUUUGAUACUUGUUAAUUUUGAACAUAUCUGAGAGUCAACAGAAAUAAGCCACCUCAGUCUUGGGUCUUUUUCUGUUCCAUGCAUAAAGUAUUUACAAUGUAGCUAGACUUAGCAUUUCCCAUUGCCUGGUACAGUGUACCAAUUUAGCUUAAGUUACAUGUAUUAUUGUAUUUUAUUUGCUUUCAACAUCUAUGAAUUUUUAACUAUUUACACCCCAAAAUCAGUAUGCAAGUUCUCUUUACUGUUCUCUUUACACUUCCUUUAUUACUCAUAAGGAGAAUUUAUCUAACAAUCAAGAGUUUCUUGAGUUCACAAUCAUUUCUUUUAUUCUCAUGACCUUUAGAGUUGAUUUAAGGGGUGAUACUUUAGAGGGAAAUUAGAUACCUACCUCUUUAAGGGUGUAAAAGAUUAGGCACAUCUUCCUAUUGUUUAUGCAUUAGAUAUAAUUAAAAAAACUUGUUAUUUCUAGGAGAAAAUGGGCUAAGCAAGGUUUCAGGAAAAACUUUACAUUACAAAGGGUCACCAUUUCACCGUGUUAUUAAGAAUUUUAUGGUUCAAGGAGGAGAUUUCACCAAAGGUGGGUUCAGAAACAUACAUGCAGUAUGGUCUUUGUACAUGUAUUGUUAUGGUGACACUGAUUAAAAACUCUACUGCUUAAUUGUCAUUGAAUCAUGGAAAUAUUCAAAUACACUGUUUCUAUUAACUUAAUUAAGGAUUAAAACAAAAAGUAGCCAUUUUGCAGUUGGAAUGAUCAAUUCGGUUACACUGUUUUUUUCAUAUUGUACUACUGUAACUCAGUGAAAAUUUUCCUCACAGGGAAUGGAACAGGAGGAGAAUCUAUUUAUGGAGGAAUGUUUAAUGGUUAGUGCACAUGUACAUUGUAUACAACAAACACAAGCUUUGAGCACGUUUUACAUCAAAUCAAGAAACAUCCCCUUCUUAAUAUUUUCCCAGCUUCUCAUCUUCUUGCUGCUUAAAACUGUUUUGAUGUUGUUUGGAUAAGUUCAUUUUGGUCACUCCUAGGAAUGAAAAGAUUUUAAAAGUGUUUCCUGAUUUGUCAGGACAAAUGAUUCAUUUCAGGAAGAGAACAAUUAGCAACUCUCAAAGUUUUUACUGGGUCUGUGAUCUGCUGCCAAAUGACAUGUACAGUGGAUUUAUUUUAAGACCAGUCAUAAUCAUGGAUUAGUGAUUAAAAGUGCAUUUGAUCUCUGGUAAAAUAUUUUUCAUUGAACUUUUUUGCCAAGAACUAUUCAGGUCAAGACAGCAAGUAUAAAAGCUCAAAAUCUCUAUGGUGAGAUUCUAAUAUAAAUUUCUUUCCUUUUUGUGCGUGGCAGAUGAAUCUUUUCAUGCUAAGCAUGAUAGGGCAAUGUUGCUAUCAAUGGCUAACAGGGGCCCUAAUACCAAUGGAUCACAAUUCUUCAUGUGAGUACUAGAAGAAAUAUUAAGUUAUUUAACUUUGAAGCUCUUUUUAGCAUGAUAAUUAUGUUUAAUAACAGCCAGUUGAAUGGAAAGGGGCUUGAUCACGAGAUGUUAGGCUCUUUUUACUCAGUUUUCACAAUUUUCAUUUUAUUUUUUCAUGUGGUCUACAACUUAAUUCUUGCAAAGUAUUUUUUUUUUGUGGCUGGUUUUGGUAUCUUUCAUUUUUUCAAGAAUUAAGUUAUUGUUGUCAAAACUCGUCAGUUUGCCAAAAGAUAUUAAAAAAACCCCCAAAAAACAAGCAAACAAACAAACAAGCACAGGGAAGUGUUUCCCAAUUCACUCUUACAGUGGCCCAAAACUAUUUUAAAGAAUGCUUUCUAAACUACAAUGAAAAGCAGUUCUGUCCUCUGUGAUUCAGCUGGUAAAGGAGAUGGAGUAUUGUACAAUUCACAGAACAGCUUGUGAGAACUCAAAUAAAAGAUAUUGAGGGAAAAGCCUGAAACUUUUGCUUGACAAACCUUUGGUGACCAUUCUGUUGUUGUAGUAGCAUCAGUGUAGUUUCUGUCAUUUGAUCUACCAAGAGGCUAGGUUGUGUAAUUUUAUAGAGCAAUCUCAAAGCAAACUAAAAGAAAAAAAAUAGCAAUCACACUUGUGGAUUACUAUUGAUAAGCAAUUGAAAAUUGCCUCAAAAAAUUAUUGCAGAUCCAUAUGUGUUUAUUCUACAUGUACCUACAUGUAGGUAUUCAUUAGUUUAACUCUAAAAUCUGAAUCUGUCAGAAUGGAAUUAUGCUAUUUUAACUUUUAAUUCAAUAACAGUGAUGCCAAGUGCACAUAAAUUGAUGUGUGUUCCUUUCUUACCCCACAGAACAACCCAACCCACUCCUCAUCUCGAUGGGUAAGUGUUUAAGUCAUUUGUUGAUUACCCUGUAGGUGCCAACGUAGUUGUAUACAUGUAUAUACAGUAUAGUCUACUGUAUCUGUAUGUACUGGACCAUUAUCUUAAUUCUUCUAGAUGUGUGGUUCAUAAUCAGUCAAAAUGAAGAAUAUGCCUACUUUUCUGGCACAAAAUUCUGUUUUUGAUGAUUUUAUUUCUUUUUGCCUUCCUGCUUGAAAAUGUGUUGAUAUUGCAUGGAAGUACUCCACUGUGGUCUUUCACUUUAGGAGUUACAUGUAAUUAGUGUUUAAAAAAACCAGUCUGUACACCUGUAAUUUAAAGUACAGGCCUGACACUUGGCUGAUGACAAAAAGAAAAAAACAAAACAAAACAAAAAUGAACUUUCCAAAGCUAAAUUCAUAGUUUAAUAAUUAUGCAAUUAGUGCUGGCAUCUUUCAAUCUUUGGUUGAAAACUUGCAGGAUCCAUGUGGUAUUUGGCCAUGUGCUUCAAGGACAGGAUGUUGUAUCAGAAAUUGAGAAUCAAAAAGUUGAUGACAAAAGUCGUCCCUUAGUUGACGUCAAAAUCAGCAACUGUGGAGAGCUUAUUCCAAAAGCAAAGGCUAAAGGUAUGGAAGCAUCCUCUUAUUUGCCUCUAAUUUUCAUAUUCAUUUUUUGGAAAAUGCAAACUUUAAGGGUGACUUGGAUGAUGUAGUGUCAGAGUAUAAGAGUAGGCAGGUGUUCUUCUCUGAAAAGGUAAAAAGAAAAAUAAUGAUGGAGAAAAUAUUGAUUAUAAGUAUAGUACAUGUAGUGUAUUGUUUAAGAUUUAAGUGGGUUUAAUGAGUCUUCCAAAAAAAAUCAAAAACUUUUUAAUAUCUUUUUACAAAAGUUGUUUACUUUUUUAUGUGAAUGUGAAAUGAUUGAGAGGGGAGAUGGUGCUAUCCUGUUAUGGACCCACCCACUGAGAGAAGGACUAACUGGAUCAAACCCUGUAAAGUAGCAGUAACAGCAAUGUAGUGAUCCAAUUUCAAAUAAUCUAGCCCUGUUUAUAUCAAUCUAAGCAAACCAGAAUGUGCCCUUAUGGUUUCCCUGAGCAGAAUUGUUGUAGUUUAGGUCACAUUGGGUAAUACCCAGCCAGGCUCCAUUCUUACAAAUUUAUUGACUUCUAAUCAUUAUCCUAUCUUUUUAUUACAAGUUUUUUUUCACUUAAUUUUAAGCCAUGGCUAAAAAAGCAGAGAAGAAAAAGAAGAAAAAAAAGGAAGAGUCCAGCACAGCCACUGAGUCCAGUUCAGAGUCUAAUGCUGAUUCAGAGAGUGAGUCCUCUUCUGAUGAGAAAAGAAAGAAAAAGCGGUCAAAGAGGAAAAAGACAGAAAAGCGGAAAGAUUCUACAAAAAGAAAGGGGAAGAAAAAUAAGGCAAAGGACAAGAAAAUGAAAGAAAUGAAAAAUGGGUAAGUUAACUAAAGUUUCUAUUUGCAAUUUUAUUUUUAAUGCAGAGUGCAUUGCACCUUGAGACAUAAGAUUUUUCAUAAUAUGCUUCAUGCAAACAAUAUAGGAGUAUAGAAGCUUGUAUAAUGUACUCUUAAAGCUUAAUCCUGGUCAAAAGCCUCGUAAUGGACGCUUGUUCCCUUGUCUUUAUAGCUCACGUUUAAGGAAACAAUAUUCUCCCUGGCCAGCCAUCGCCUCUUUCUUUCUCCAAUACCAUACUGACGUUUCCCCCGCCUAUAGUGUUUCUCUGGAAUUUAUAAAUUAUUAUUAUUAUUAUUAUAUUGUUAUUUUUUAAAAACUAAAAAUGGACUGGAUGUAAUUAGCCAUGCAUGCUUGAUUCAUUUAAUAGCUCAGAUAACGAGAAAUCACAGAAGAGCCCAGAGCCUUUUAGUACAGUAGCUGCUGAUGAGAUCCCAGAUGUCCCUAACAACUCGUUCCUGUUUAGAAGAAGCCGCACCCCCAGUCCUGUCAGAGAAAAGAGGAUUACAGAAGGGAAAGAAAGGUUGGAUAUAUUAAUUACCACGUUUUAUUUUUUCGAAGUCACGUGCAGGCUCUCGUUGGUGCUGUCACAUGAGCAGCGAAGCCCGUGCAAUUCAAGUCAGCGGGCGAUGUGGGCGCACGAGAGGUCCACGAGGGUUCCUAGACUCCUUACAGACCUCCCGCAGUGCUAGUAGGAGAAUACUUUCAGGGUAUUCUCUUUUCGCGCUCCUCCUCUCGCGUGUGACUCGUUCUUCGGGCUCUUUCCGCACUCUCCUCACGCGUUCCUCCACUUGCCGGAGAAACUCAAAUGAUGGAGCCUGAGCAUCAGCUCAGCAUCAGACCACUUGUAACACAAUUUACUAUCUCAUUUAACAACUGUCAUCCAUCUUUUUAGAAGAAGCAAGUCUCCUACAACAGAAAAAACGUCCUUCCGCAAGAGCAGGGUAGGUAUCACAGCAAUCAGUGUAUCCUAAUGGGGCCAGUUCAUGCUGUCAAAGGUUACGCUGUUUGAUUUUGCUAUCCAAAAUGGCGAAGCGAGGAAAUUGAAAUCAGCUUAAAGACGCUCAGGCCAAAGCUUAAUGAUAAUGAUUAUGCGGAUUCGUUUGUAUCGUCUCAUCACGCCAAAACUCUCCUUUCUGGCAUGUGAUUCUGUCUCAGUUAUCUUGAGUAUAUCUCUAUCAAUUUUGAAGUGUCCUUUCUAACGCUCGACUUUCACUCUUGUUUGUUAUGUGGUCGUGAUUUUACCAAAAUAAUACUGUUUGUUGGAUAUCAGUCAACCUUUGAUUCUCAGAAGUGAUCAGUUGGUGAAUUCUCCGUACGAUUUUUAAAACGUAUUUGAGUGAAAGGAUAGUGAGAAUUAAGGAGAAUGUCAUUUGGGGAUUCUGUUGUGCUGAAUUCCUAGGACAAAGUACCACAGCCAAGUAUGGCUUUUGGCUGGGAGAAUUUAAUUUUAGAUCUCUUUACUUAAGGGGUUAACAGAUUUUCAUAUAUAUAUGUUUACGAAAGUAUAUUCAAUAGGAACUGUUAUGUCCUAAGGAGAGAGAGUGUAAAUGUGAUCAAGUUGUUACGAAGUAUAUUGCGUUAUGAUUUCAAACGGGAAAUACGUUGCUUUUCCCCUAGCCUACGUGUAGCCGUACCUUCCCCCCUCCAAGGUGAAACAGAGGCUAGGGAACUCCUUCGCUACUGUUUCACCCUGGGUGGGGGAAGGUACGGCUACACGAAGGCUACCUUUUCUCAUGGCAUUCAGUUUAUACUUGAUUUUGCAUAUAGGAAUAUAAGGUUUAAUUUUUUUGGCAAUUGCGAGAAGCUACUCAAAAUAAAAGUAAGAUUAAGGAACUUUAGCGCCAUUUUUGACGAGUAAAUCAUAAUUUCUAUGUAGGUUUCCCAGUCUGGAAGGAUUCUUCGAGGAAGAGGAAAUAUGGUAAGGAGUAAUAUGCAAUGGUAUUGUUGUUUGUCUCGCAAAGGGUUAAAGGGAAGCGACAUUUUGUGCUGCACAUGGACGCUGCAAAGGAAAAAAUGUCGGAAUCUAUAACUUAUUUCUUUUAUCUACCGUUUAGUUCUUACAGGUACAUUUAAUAUUUAGUUUAAUUUUCUUUUCAUUUUUUUUAGCGAUAUCGCACUCCUCCACCCUCCAAUGAAUCUCAUAGUAGCGUGACACGAAUCACCCCACCACGCAAUCGUUUCCUUCAAAGGCGAUCAAGGUCUCCACCAAGACGUGCUAGAUCUCCACGCGGACGCUCAAGGUCUCCGCGAGGCCGAUCAAGAUCUCCACGUGGAAGAGUCAGUCAUCGCUCCAAUUCUCCUCGGUCUUCGCGAAGGAGAUUUAAGUCUCCACGAAGAAGGUCGAACUCUCCGCGACGAACCUCGAAAUCUCCACGAAGACACUCCGGAUCUCCCCAGACAGUGCAUGAGAUAAAGGCUCAGGCAGACCGGGAAUUGUCACCGAAAGAAAUAGCAAAACAAAAUAAUCACUCAUCUCCUGAUCAUACAAACCACAGUAGCUUAACAAGAACACAUCGGGAAAGAGAUGAAGGCAAAAAUGAUGACAGUGAAGAUAACGAGCCAGCAACCCGACGUAAGAAUAGCUUUAAAGAAAGAGAGAUUAAAGAACGUAGCGCUACUUCUCCUGACACUGACUCUCACAAACAAAUACAAAAACAAAAGAAAAGAGAGCAGAAUUCGAGCAGUAGUAGCGACAGCGAGGAACAACAAGAAAAUGAAAACGAUUUACACUUUAGGAGAAAAGGGGCCAAUCUUGAUGAAAAAUCACACUCAAACAGCUCUAGACGAAAUUCAAGGAGUGCCACUCGUGAAUACGAAGAAGAUAGCAAAACAAACAGGUCUUUCGAUGGAAAAGAGUGGAGAGGUCACACAGGCGGAUCAAAUGCCGUGAAUAAACACGACGAAGACAAGAAAGAAUACGGAGAGACUACUAGAGAUUCCAUUCUUCACAACAAGCACCAAGAUGAGGAAGAAAAGUCAGAUACAAACAGUGAUAGUUCACACAGUAGUGAUAGCGAUAGCGACGCUUCCGGUGACAGAAACCGGAAGUCACGUCAUCGGCAUCAUCAUCGUCGGCAUCGUCAUCGUCGUGAAAGGAAGGCUUCUCCAUGAGAAAGCAAGGCUGGUUAACUUUAUAACAGAGAUAACAUGUCCCAAAGGGAUGUUUCCUUAUCGCGGAAUACAACCUCCUCGAAGUCUUGAGGUAGCCUAAAGAAGGUGGAACUACCAAGUUGAUCGAUUCUUGCGUGUUUUUUAGUGUUGAAACAUAGAAAAGCAGGGAACAAGAAAUAGUUUUUUUAUUGCAGCAAUAAUUGUCUUUGUUAUUUGAGUGCCUGAUAUUAGUGGAAGGCUUCAGUCGGGUUUCCAAGAAAACUAGAAUUGUAUCAACAAGCAUACUGAAUUAAAAUGUUUGCUUUACCAUAAAUCUUACGGAGGUUUAGCGUUAUUAAUCUUCACACUCGACUCUUUUGUCUAAACGCCUUCACUCUGUGGCUCUGUCUAUGGUGAACACUUCAAACGUCUUUCUUGUUCUUUGAAUGAAUAAAUCUUCAGGAUUAAUAGAUCCUCGCGUAGAGUGUGAAAAUUGUUAAAAACAGUCUAAAACUGCCUAUUUUUUUGGUGUCGUGUUUUAUAAUUCCAGUCUGGCUCAUCCUGAAAACCACCCGUGUGUGAGUG